CUAAAGUGACAGGGAAAGGGAAAGGGAAAGCGGAAUUGCUCUGUAAACUGAGAGAAAAAUGGAAGAUGUGAUAACAGAAGGAGGAGGAGCAUCAAGGUUCUUAGAAGAAGACCUAAACAUAUUCACACCAAAAUCAACACCUCUCCCAUCACCAUUCAUAAUCUUCUCCCACACCCUAAACCAACCUCUCAAACCCAAACUACUCAUAAUCGCACUCUCUCCCUCAUCCCUCUCUCUCUUCCACAACUUCCCACACAAAACCCUCAUCGCUUCCCUCAUUCUCCCAGAACUCUCCCUCUCCCUUCCCCACAACACCGCCCUCAUCCACUCCCUCUCCCCCACCACCCUCCUCGCCACCCUCCCUUCCCCCGUCGCCUCCCACAGAGCCCGCGCCGUCGCCACCCUCCUCGUUGCCGACCCCAUCCGACCCGAAUCCGUACUCAUCCUCGACUCCAUUGACCCGCGUAACUUCCGCGGCAAGCUUUCGUCCGACGAAACAGUUGCGUUUAAGUUGGAGAGUUCUGCUGAGAGGAAGAUGAGUGACGGAGACAAGUUGUUGGGUGAUUUGGCGUAUUAUCCUUCUGGAAGCGUCGUGGAUGGGUUGGGUGCCGCGGUUCUUGCACGAUGUCAGGCUUUGAACGUUAGGGCUAGCUUGUGCGUUUCGUGGCCUCAGUUUGACUCGGCCGUCGUGUCGUUUAUAAAGGAUUUGCUACGGCGUGGCGUUUUGCGUGGUUGUGAGUUGGAUUUUGGUUUCAGUGAUGAGGUUAUGAAAUUCGGGAGGAGUGUGGAUCGGGGACAUCAGUCUGAGUUGUAUAUUUGAUUUGUGCUGCAUUUUUUUAUUAUGUGAGUGUCUUUAUGUGAUGUUAGGAUGUUCGUGUGGUUUAUGGUCGGUGACUUGAUAUGGUUGUUCUUAUUUGUUCUGGAUUUUGGUAUAUUUGAUUUUGGGCGCGUUUGGAAAUAUACCUGUACCAAGUAUUUAUUCAUAAGCUUAUACCAUAUAUUUGAUCAUACAACUUUUUGAAAUAAACCGAAAACAGCUUAUUCUGAUAAUAUAUAUACUGGAUAAGUUACGGAAAUAAGUUUAAAAGAGCAUAGCUUAUUGAAAAUAGCUGGAAAAAAGCUUGUGAGAGUUGUGAGCUAUGUCUGUAAGCGCUUCAUAAACUCUUCCAAACUAGGUGUUUAAUGAAAUUAACUUUGAACCUUUG
Messenger RNA from Abrus precatorius (Indian licorice), 1205 nucleotides. RefSeq lists its product as uncharacterized. The record is from RefSeq and is a predicted model, not a curated record. The coding region runs from base 59 to 820 and encodes 253 amino acids. NCBI's taxonomy places the organism in Eukaryota, Viridiplantae, Streptophyta, Magnoliopsida, Fabales, Fabaceae. The transcript has a single exon.